UUGCCAUUUGUUUCCUUUCACGCCUUCGGAAUGACUGAGGUUGAAUUGCAAGGCUCGGAUGGAAGUGAUAUUGAAGAAGGUGAAUAUCAGGUGGAAAAGAUAAUCAAAGUUAGAAUCCGUGGUGGUCGGAAGGAAUAUCUAUUGAAAUGGAAGGGUUAUUCGGAUGAGGAUAAUACAUGGGAACCCGAAGAAAACCUUGAUUGUCCUGAUCUAGUUAAGGAAUUCGAAGAGUCUAUGCUUAAAGAAAGUUCGGGCUUGGGUCGACCUUCACCCAUUACCUCUAGGAACUCUCCACGUUCAAAAGCUGGAACUUCGCCUGAACCUUCGAGAAAGCGAGCACGUGAAUCUGAAGAAUACGCAUCUGAUCCGAAGCGGAUUGCUGACGAAAAUUCUGCUUCUAAAACUCCAACAAAAGUUGUUCGUGGAUUUGCUAGAAAUCUAAAACCUGAUCGUAUUAUUGGUGCAACAGAUUCAAGUGGUGAAUUAAUGUUUCUAAUUAAGUGGAAAGAUUCAAAUGAAGCUGAUUUGGUACCAGCAAGAGAGGCAAAUGUUAAAUGCCCUCAAACAGUUAUUCGUUUCUAUGAGGAGCGCUUGACUUGGCACUCUCCAGAAUCUCGAUAUGAGCCUGCUCAUACCACUGCGGUAACUUCAUCCACUUCAACUCCAAUUGGCGAUUCUGCUGUUGCUGAAAUUGCUGCUGAAAAGGAGACUUCGGAACCAGUACAAGCAAUCGAGCCUGUAGCGUUAGCUCAGCCGGAAGAGCAUGUGGCCGCCGAACAGUGCUAA
Rodentolepis nana is the source of this 786-nucleotide messenger RNA. The record is from the annotation of a GenBank genome assembly. NCBI's taxonomy places the organism in Eukaryota, Metazoa, Platyhelminthes, Cestoda, Cyclophyllidea, Hymenolepididae.